Messenger RNA from Pungitius pungitius (ninespine stickleback), 2112 nucleotides. Its product is annotated as stonustoxin subunit beta-like. The coding region runs from base 4 to 2112 and encodes 702 amino acids. Gene Ontology annotation, molecular function: protein binding. NCBI's taxonomy places the organism in Eukaryota, Metazoa, Chordata, Actinopteri, Perciformes, Gasterosteidae. The record is from RefSeq and is a predicted model, not a curated record. The transcript has 3 exons.
GAAAUGGCCUCAUAUCAAAGGGAAGUUGCUGCUCUUGGUCGACCUUUCACCCUCGGAAUGCUCUAUGAUGCUCAAAGAGAUACACUGAUCAAAGGUUUGACAUUGUGGGAUGAUAAAGCUUUACAAGAAAAGAAGACUCACAGUUUUAAACCCAGCAGUGAUUUUGUCAUUGCUGAAUCUGACUCCAUUGAAUCCAAGUCCUUUCUGCUGGAGGUUGAUGCUUCUCUUAAAGCCAGCUUCCUCUCUGGACUGAUUGAAGUGGAAGGAUCUGCCUAUUACCUGAAAGAUCAGAAAGAAUUCAAGAAUCAGAGCAGAGUGACUGGUCAAUACAAAUCUACAACCCACUUGGAACAGUUGUCAAUGACUGACCUGAUGACCUUAGAAGACCAUCAAAGAGACGUUAUCAUGAAGAGCUCUGCAACACACAUAGUCACAGGCAUCCUUUAUGGGGCGAAUGCUUUCUUUGUGUUUGACAGUGAAAAGUUGGAAGCCAGCAAGGUUGGAGAAAUCGGGUGUAGCAUGAAAGCUAUGGUAACAAAGAUCCCCUCGUUAAGUCAAAUUGAUAACCAGGAAGGCCUCAAUUUGACUCAAGAAGAAAAAGCUUUGAGUGCUACAAUUUCCUGCAAAUUCUUUGGAGACUUCACUCUUAAAAGCAUUCCUUUAACAUAUGAAGAUGCAGUGAAGACAUUUGGUCAACUUCCACAGUUACUGGGGGAAAAUGGAGAGAAAGCUGUCCCAGUGAAGGUCUGGCUGAUGCCACUGACUACUUUAUAUCCAGAAGCUGCUAAGAUGAUGCGUGAGAUUGACGAUGGACUGGUGGGGAAGAUACAGCAUACUCUUGAAGAUUUGAAGGAAAUCCAAAUGAGAAGCAACGAAUCUCUAAAAGACACAGUGGUACAGAACUUUCCCCAUAUUAAAGACGAGUUAGACACUUUCCAGAAGUUGUGCCACCUCUAUACAUCAAACCUCAAGCGCACCAUGAAGGAGAAACUCCCCUUCAUCUGUGAAGGUAAAGAAGAUGAGAGCUCAUUAAAAAAAACCUUUGAAAAGAGAGACAAGUCCCCAUUCAGUCAAGACAAACUAACCAAGUGGCUGAAUGAUAAGGAGAAAGAAAUCAACGUCAUCAGAUCCUGUGUAGAGACCAUGGAGGGAACAAAGAUCGUCAAAAAUCAGUCCGAGCUCGACAGAGAGGUUCUUGCUGGAGAUGUAGACAAUACUUUGUGCUUUGUUUUCACCUCCACCAAACCGGGCGACACUUACCUUGAUGAGAUGGCCACAUAUUUGGACUUUCCUAGAUUGGGGAGUACCACUGAAGACGAGUGGUUUAACUCAGAUGAAGUCUUGACCUCUAUGAGAAAAAAAGCCAAUGCUUUCAAAGACUUAAGCAAAGCACUGAAGAACAACCGGACUCGUUUCCUUAUUGCAGUCAUUCCAAAUAAGGAAUCAAAAGGAGCAACUAUCUACCAUUACAAGAAGGGCAGUCUGGACAGCGAAGAUUUCUCGGUGCCUGACCUUGAUCCUGAGAAGAUCACAGACAGAAGAGAUGUGAUCUUUUAUGCCUGUGAUCUCACCCUGGACCCAAACACUGUCAACAAAUACCUUGUUCUGUCUGAAGGAAACAAGAAGGUAACAAGUGGAUCAAAGCGGCAACCACAUUCACAACACUCAGAGAGGUUUAAAGCACACAGUCAAGUGUUGUGUAAAGAGGGUUUAUCUGGCCGCCAUUACUGGGAGGUAGAGUGGGAUAAUGCCUCGUUCAGAAAACGUAUUUAUGUAGCUGUAGCAUACAAGAACAUUGAUAGAAAGGGUAACAGUAGCGAAUUUGGAAAUAAUACCCUAUCGUGGGCUUUUGGCCAGGGAGGUACAAGUAUCUUACCCCUACUUCGUGCAUGGCACAAUGGAAAGGUGUGGGAAUCUCGUCUUCCCUCUGAUGGCUGCUCAACACUCGGUGUGUAUCUGGACUGGCCUGCAGGCACUCUGUCCUUCUACAAAGUCUCCUCUGACACACUGACACACCUCUACACCUUUCACACCAGAUUCAAUGAGCCUGUGUACCCAGGCUUCUGGGUUCACAAUGAAGGCAACUACGCCUACCUGCCUCCUCUUAAAUAG